Molecule: messenger RNA, 2349 nt
Organism: Triplophysa dalaica
Lineage: Eukaryota; Metazoa; Chordata; Actinopteri; Cypriniformes; Nemacheilidae
Exons: 4
Coding region: 574-1740 (388 amino acids)
Source: RefSeq, a predicted model, not a curated record
UGAAUCGAGGUUAGCUUUUGUAGCCAGAAGAGUUCGAAUGAAACUGACGUUUGGACGGUUUUGUGCACAUGAAACGGUUUCAAACAUUACGGUGGCUUUGGCCUUCCCUACUAAACAUCAAAACAAGAUUAUCUCCUCCCAAAGUCAACACUGACUUGUGGAGUCGGGUUUCUGUGUUAUAGGUUUCUCUAUACAUGCAAUAAACGCAGCAAUAUGUCACAUACUCACAUUUUAUCAUUUUUUUGCAUAUUCUCAAAUCCUGUUUAUUGUCUAUACUUGGUUUUAAUGUGUGGAAGCGACACACGCACGCGCUCUGAAGUUCAGCCGCUGUCCGUGAUGCGCGCCAGACCGUGACGUCACGAGACCUCGCAUUUAUUAUAUGCAAUGUAUGUAAUGUUAAAGAUGCCAGCAUCACAGUUUAGGGAUUCGUUUAUAAACGAAUAACUAACUUAAUUAAACUAUUUCGGCUGAAGACAUCAAACCUUGAUUUUCGAUGGCCUUCCCCAUCAGCCUCUUUUAUGAUAUAAAGUUACUUUAAAAAGCUGAUCCUUAUUGUACCUGUGGAAAGGAAAAAUGGAUCCGACUACGGGUAUGCACAUGUCGUCUGUUCCCCAGAACGCCGAUCUCGUCCAUGUCACUGUCAGUAACCCCAUGAUAUCCAUGUAUCAGCCUCAACCGCAACCUCCAAACAUCACCCAGAUCAUCACGCAGCACGUGGUACCUCAAGAAGUCUCCUGUCAGGCCCUACAACACGCUAUUCCAUCCCACAUCCAAGCGCCGUCACACAUCCAGACUCAGUCUCACCUCCACCAAGUGACACAUCUACAGCCUCAGCAACCUCAAGGCCAUAUUUCAACGCAAGGCCAUAUGACAACACAGGAUCCAUCAGAAGGCCAUAGUGCACAAACAUCUCAGGACUGUGCAGUGAACUCGGUGCAGGUCCCUUUUGCGGAAGUAGCCUCUCUGCUGGACCCUAACAUGAAAAGUUCAAAGGCACGUAAGUACCACAUCAAUUACGAGGAGGUCAAAAGGAGAUUGGAAGCACCCGAGAAGAUGUCGCUCCGGUCUCUGGCCGCCUACACGAGAGUUAGCCGAGGUCCGGCUAGUAAGAAGACCCUACUGGAGUCCCUCAACGUUUUUGGACUGUCACCGAGCACCAACACGGCUGUGUCCAGCUCAUUUUCUAAACUAACCGAAGGUGACACGGCGGCACUUUGCAAAGACAUGAAGGACUUUGCGCUGCAGUAUGUAGAUUAUGAAAACAUGGCUAAACAGUUGCUUCCUGAAACAAACCAGGUGCAACAUUGGUCAAAAAUCAUUGAAACAAGGAACUAUCUUGAGGGGAUGCGUAAAAUGUUCAAUGAACCCGCGAACAGCCACCUGUUCUCCAACGUUACGCACGGCCUCGGUAACGGAAUGAUGGACGUGGCACUUGACAUCAUCGACACCGUCAUCGACAGACAAAUCCGAAUCCUCUCAGGGAACACAGACCCCAAACCCGAACCUCCAUCGAGAAGGAUCAGGAAACGCAACCGUAAGCCCAAAGCUGCCACGGAAGACGGAAAACCUAAAGACAAAAGUAAACGAGGUCGAAAGAAAGGAAAACAGAUGCGUCUGGAUUCCGCCGUUCCAGAGGUUCAACAGUCCACAGAUAUGGAGAGCAACGUCUUAACGUUGGUCUCUGUGGGAUACGAAACUAUUUCAAGCGGACUCAACACCACCAAUACAGGUCUUGCUUGAUAUCACGUGCCGGAGGGGCACAACAAAACACUGUGAAUUCUGAGUGCAAACAUUUUUCACUGAAAAGUUUAGUUUUAUAAUGUUAGGCUCAAGAUUGAAUACUUUUCUCCUUCGGUUUGUUCAAUCACGAAGUAACGUGAGAUGUUGUUCAGUGUGGAACAUCAUUUUUCUUAACGUGAUGUUUUGAGUUAAACUGUAUCAAUCAUUCAUUGAACUUAAAUUUUAUAAAGAGCAAACGUACACAGACAGUGUAUGCUUUUAAAGUAGCAUGCAAACGGAGCACUAUGUUUUAUGUUAAAUUUAAGCGUAAUAACAGUUAAUUUCAUUAAAAUAAUGUUUUAUUCUGUUGUACCUAAUUUUACAAUCAAAGACCAGUUUAGUUUAAAUAAUAACAUAUCUUCUCUAUUGGACUUUUUUGUUAGUUUUCAGACUAUUUAUUUCCAUUUUAUGUCUGUUUUGUAGUGUAUUUGAACAUUUGUACUCAGUAAAUUUGCAGAUCGCUCAUCAUAAGCUUGUAUUAAAGCAUUAACUUUUGUAAACUAUUUGUAUAUUCUUUUUCAAGGAAAGCAAAAGGGUUGAGUUCAACAAGACAUUAAAACGUGUUCAUCA